AGGAGGAGUUAGCUGUGAUAAAAUCUAACCCUCACCUGGCAUUUGGGAUGUGCGUGAAAGAUACUGAACGAGAUGGAAAGCCAGAGCUGAAGACCAAACAAGUGUAAAAUUGCACAAUUGAUUGCUCUACACUAUCAUCUCACAAUCUCCCACCGAAAAACGCCUGAAAUGCUGUGCUUGCUUAUGGCAUCCACAAGCAUGUAGUUUUGGCUGGCCCCGUUCUUUUUGUGAUCAUCAGAUUGGAUGAAGAUGACAGUGUUCUUUGGACCCUAGCGCGAAACUGAUUGUGGCAUGCAAUGACACAACAGUGUAUACUGCAUUUCUUGACAACGCAGUAGUUGCUGUGCAGAUGUUUUAUUGACACCUAUUUCAAGGCUUUCUGGCUUCAUUGAAUAGCGGCCACAGGUUUACCAGGUCUGAGUGCCCACCACUAUUUUUGCUAAUUUUUCACGCUCCUCUUUGCUUGGUUUUGGUUGUAAAUCCCUUCACAUUGGAUCGGUUAGUCAUUUGGCGGGAUAAGGACAGACAAUUGAUCAGACGCACGACAUGGUAUACAUAGCAAAAUGCUGAGUGUCUACUUGCUGGGGAGGCAUCUUUCAUCGAACGUUCUCUCCUUCCCGGGCCACCUGAUAAGUUCUGAGACGCAAAUUGUUCAGUUCAGAUGAUGACAGCAAACCUCACUAGGCCUAAACCUAAGCCACACCAAGCUAUCACGCAGCAUUUUGCGGCAUUAUGACCUUUCUGGUCAAAGUUAAAGGUUUGCAGCGCAAACCGCAGCAUAUCCACAGUCCAUUGUGCCGCCUUUCUUGCCAUCCCUGAAAAUGGAGGCUCCAGUGCUGGAUGGAACUUGGACACCUGUCCCCAUCGUUGCUGCUCCAGCUCCAGUUAUUAUGGCCACACCAGCUCAGGCAGAGGCCCAAGCUGCAGCUCAAGCAGCAGCUCAAGCAGCAGCUCAAGCAGCGGUGCCCUCCAAGGCACCUGCGCUGACACCCUUGCCAGCCGGGCCAGUAUCUCCGACAAGUGCGAAGGCCUCUGAAACUCAGAAGCUGAAGGCCAACAACAAGAUCAACAAGGAGAAUGCGCACUACAACAAGGACAAAUGCGGCAAAUUCAAGGGAAGGCCAUGGAGUGACUUUCGGGGGAGGUGAGAACAUAUAGGGUGACCGGACCAAUGUUUUUGCAGUGGGGAUAAGUCAUAGAGAAAUUCUAUUCCAGUCAGAGACUCGUCAUUUUGUGGCUGCGGCUGGAAAGGAUGUGUGGAAAGCGGCAUGUCAUCCAAAGACUGCUGGAGGAUCACCCACCGACGUACUGCGGGCGGCUGAAAGUUAGCGUGCAUCCAGGCUUAACCAGAACAAAGAGAACAUUCGAGGGGAUGAGCCUCAGGAGCAGGCCUACUGAGACGAAGCACAGGGAGAACCGGGAACCCGCGGGCUUAGAAGCGCUGAUUUCCAGCAUGAGCCCGGGGCCGACUUUGCAAUGCGGUCGCAUGCAUUGAGACCGUUGGCACCGGGGAUGCAAUCAUGCUGGUCUAGGCAAGCGUUUUUUGGCCUUAGGCUGGGCAUGGAGACAAUUUGUUUCAAG
This is a messenger RNA of Durusdinium trenchii, 1581 nucleotides long. The record is from the annotation of a GenBank genome assembly. NCBI's taxonomy places the organism in Eukaryota, Dinophyceae, Suessiales, Symbiodiniaceae.